Messenger RNA from Phyllopteryx taeniolatus (common seadragon), 2005 nucleotides. RefSeq names its product TBC1 domain family member 15. The transcript has 10 exons. Gene Ontology annotation, molecular function: GTPase activator activity. The coding region runs from base 158 to 1528 and encodes 456 amino acids. The record is from RefSeq and is a predicted model, not a curated record. Gene Ontology annotation, biological process: activation of GTPase activity. Lineage: Eukaryota; Metazoa; Chordata; Actinopteri; Syngnathiformes; Syngnathidae.
AAAGUGGAGUCAGUGGGACCCCAGGGUUCAGUCUCAUGACGCCUGCAAAUCUGCACAACCUAGAAUGACGUCUGAGAUGCUCGCCGGUUAUAAUGGAUGACUGUUUCGGUUCCGGUGCGGUUCUGCGGCUGGCUGACAGUGUGCGAGGGCCACCCGGAUGGAGCGUCUGACUUCAGCCGAGGGGGAGAGCAGCCAAGACGGCGGCCGUCAAGAGCCGCGCGUCCGCUCCCGGAGGAGGCUGGCCGGGGUCAGCUCGCCCGCUCUGGCCGCCGCACGGCUCACCUUGCCCGGGGUUAUGGACGCCGAGGGCAGGGUGGACGAGUCUCGGCUGAGGAUGCACAUUUUCCAAAACGGUGGCGUGUCUCCCACUGAGCGUGGCCUGGCGUGGCGCUUCCUGUUCGGGAUGUACCCGUGUAGCUCCACCGCGUUAGAGCGCCCUCUGCUGCAGGAGCAGCUGGCUGUGCGUUACAAGGUCAUGAAGGCCAAGUGGCAAAACGUCGUUCCUUCGGCGGUGCGAAUGCACCUCAACGGCACCGACGCUGAGCUGGUAGCUGCUGUUGGUUAUUUUAACCAGAGGCAGGAACUGGUCCAGCAACAAGCUUCCAACUUGAGUGAAGAUGUUCGAGACAGGGUGACGUUUUUGGAGCUGCAAGCACAGAUCUUGUUUGAGCGUGCUACGUUUGACCAGGCAGAGCUGCAGGAAGCCAUCCGGAUUAUUAACAAAGAUGUUCCAAGAACCAACAGAGACCUGAGCUACUACCAAGGUGAAGGUUCAGGGAAUCUGUUGGUGUUGAGGGACAUCCUCAUCACCUACGCUGCGUUCCAUCCGGAAGUGAGUUACGCCCAAGGAAUGAACGACCUGUGCAGCCGAUUUCUGGAGGUUAUGGACUGCGAGGUUGACAGUUUCUGGAGUUUUUCGUGCUUCAUGGAGAAAUUCGCCAAGGAUUUCCGAGAAGAUGGUCUACACAGAAAAAUAGAGUUGGAGGCAGCCCUGUUAAAGGAAUUAGACCCUCAGCUUCAUGUGCACUUGGUCACAGACAGCAUGGAGAGCUUCACCUUCUGUCACAGAUGGCUGCUGCUAGGCUUCCAGAGAGAGUUUGAAUACAGCGAUGCACUACGUUUGUUCGAGAUUCUGAGUUGUGACCACCUGGAGUUUAUUUCCCAGCAAGUAGACCGAGCCCGUUAUCAGGAAAGGCUGGCCCAAAAAUAUUGUACAGACGACGAGUGUGAGUCGGAGCUGCAGGCCGUCAACACAGACUUCACGUUCGAGCUGUUCAUCUGUGCAGCCAUCCUCUUGGACCACAGAGACGCUCUGCUGCAAUGUCAAGAUGAAGUCCAGCUGAUCCAGUUCACUAGCAGCCUUCAGGGAACACUGGACUUGAACAGCACACUGAAGAAAGCAGAGCAUCAUUUUUUCAACUACUGCAAACGCUGUGCUUGGGACUCCGUGAACUGCCGCUGUCGAGCACACAAAAGCAAAGAAGAAGACUUUCUAUACCAGCUCCGCAGUUUAUUUGUUUUAAGAUAACAGCGACUAUUUUAGUCGCUGACACCUUUUUAGAACAACGGACCAAACAUGUUUUCAAGGCACAUAUUAGUUAUUUCCCCUAAAAUUCCUGAGGUAAAAUAUUAUUUUAGAUUUACUGUGGAUUAUUUAAUUUAUCAUAAAUGUAAAGUAUUCAUUGUACGAAAGUGAAGUCAAGUUUGACUCGACACCUCAACAUUGGCCUUGUUCAGGAUUGUUACAAAGGGUUAAUUCAAUAUUUAGCUACCGGAAGGUGACAGACAACAGGUGGUGUUACUAACAUAUGCCGGUUAUAUUUAAAAUGACUUAUGUAACAAGCAUGGAUAUCCACGUUUUAAACACUGACAGAAGGGAGUGGCAGUGAGGGAAAGAAAAAGGUUUGCCUGAAAAAACACACUGAGUGUCAAGAACACAUACGAGUUAUUUGUAAUUACUUAUACCAUGUCCAAAAUCCAAAUGUUCAAUAAAAUUUGAUUUAUA